Phalacrocorax carbo (great cormorant) is the source of this 1365-nucleotide messenger RNA. Lineage: Eukaryota; Metazoa; Chordata; Aves; Suliformes; Phalacrocoracidae. The record is from RefSeq and is a predicted model, not a curated record.
GUUGGGCUAGAGCGGUGCUGGGGGGAGGCGUUGGGCGCUCUGCCUGCGCGGAGGGGAACUCUAUGGUGGCGGAGCGGCGCGUUAGCGGGGGGACGCAGCCGGUCUCCACCGCACCCCCCGGUCCCCAUGAAGCUGCGGGACACCCCCUCCGCCUGCCCGUCCCUGUGGCGCUGCCUGCCCUGCCCGGCGGCCGAGCUGCGCCUGGACCUGGUGCUGUCCUCGGGCCAGACCUUCCGGUGGUGGGAGAGCAGCCCGGGGAGCUGGACGGGCGUGCUGGGGGAGCGCGUCUGGACGCUGAGGCAGGACCAAGAUCGCCUCUGGUACACCGUGUACGGCGAGGAGGAGGAGGGGUGUCCCACAGAGGCGGCGAAGCCGGACGGUGCCGAGCUGGACCAGAUCCUGCACGACUACUUCCAGCUGGACGUGGGACUGACUGCACUGUACCGCACCUGGGGGGUGGCCGACCCCCUUUUCCGCAAGGUGGCCAAUGACUUCCCAGGGGUGCGAGUGCUGCGUCAGGAUCCUGUCGAGUGCCUCCUUUCCUUCAUCUGCACCUCCAACAACCACAUCUCCCGCAUCACCGCCAUGAUCGAGCGCCUCUGCCGGGCCUUCGGCCGCCGCCUCUGCCACCUCGACACCCAGCCCAUCCAUGCCUUCCCCUCCCUCUCGGCACUCACAGGUGCCGACGCUGAGGCCCGGCUGCGGGCGCUGGGUUUCGGGUACCGGGCCAAGUUUGUGAGCGGGAGCGCACAGGCCAUCGCCGAGGGGCUCGGCCCCAAGGGGCUGCACCGUCUGCGUGCCACACCGUAUGCAGAGGCCAGGAGGGUGCUGUGCGCCCUGCCCGGUGUGGGUGCCAAGAUCGCCGACUGCGUGUGCCUGAUGGCCCUGGACAAGGCAGAGGCAGUGCCGGUGGACACCCAUGUCUGGCGCAUCGCACGGCAGCGCUACGGCGUGGUGGUGGGCAGCCGGAGCCUGUCCCCCCGGGCCCACCAGGAGAUCGGUGACUUUUUCCGGGGGCUGUGGGGCCCUCGCGCUGGCUGGGCACAGGCGGUCCUGUUCUGCGCUGACCUCCGCAAGGGCCAGGAGCCAGCUAGCAGCCGGGGCCAGGACAGCCGUGGGGAUGGGUCCCCCUAGGGAUGCCCCAGGAAGGACAGAGCCCCUGCAUCGGUGGCUGUACGAGGGGUGUCACUGCCCCCGCUCCCAGCCUGGGAUGGGCAGGGGUGUGGGCAGCUGCCUGCCUUUUGCCCACUGCGUGCCUGGGGGGAGCAGGGCUGUAUCCAGCCCCCCCAGGGCAGAGCCAAGCCAAGCCGUGCUGGCCUUUUACCUUUAUUACAAGCAAUAAAAUAGAAACAUCCAUUUGGAAAA